GAUGUACUUGCACCGGCUGGCAGUACGUUCAGAAGGAUCCACCAGGUCCCAACGUUCAAAUUCUCGGCGCAUACGGCCAAGUCAUGCCAGGUUUCACCCAAGCCAACCCUCGCGGUUGGUGCUGGCAAGACGACGCCAUUCUUCCUGAUGAGUUUGCGGAAGCGCUGGACGCGCUCACAACGGGUACCGACACGUUUCGCGUCAACGCGCUUUACACUCAAAUGUAUUGCGAUGGGCAACAGCCCGGCCUGAAAAAAGCCCAAUGCAUCGCAUUGAUGUUUUCAGACUUUUAUGAUGCACUGGUGGCCGAAGGCCUGUUCAGCCCGUGCGUGUGGCCCACCAACAACUUUGUUCCGGUCGACUGCCUGUGCAACUUUUCCUGCACCGACGGAUAUGUAGCCUGCGGUCGACAAUGUAUCGACCCCACGAUUGAGCAGUGCGUCUCCAAUUUCCCCCAACCCAAAAGGCGAUCCCUCUCCACCAAAUGCCCGCGCGGAUACGACAAGUGUGCGCUCCCAACUGGAGGAUUCGACUGUGUUGACGUCGACAACGACCUCGAGUCUUGUGGCGGCUGUCCCAGCUAUGGAGAUGACGAAGACUCGGUGAAUGCUCGUGGGGUGGACUGCAGCGUCCUGCCUGGCGUCGCAUCAGUUGCCUGUGUCAAGGGCGAAUGCCGCGUCGGGAGCUGCCUCCGCAAGCAUCGACUAGUGCACAAUGCGUGUCUCCCAGUGUAG
Molecule: messenger RNA, 734 nt
Organism: Vanrija pseudolonga
Lineage: Eukaryota; Fungi; Basidiomycota; Tremellomycetes; Trichosporonales; Trichosporonaceae
Product: Protein priA
Exons: 4
Coding region: 84-734 (216 amino acids)
Source: RefSeq, a predicted model, not a curated record